This is a messenger RNA of Scomber scombrus (Atlantic mackerel), 1793 nucleotides long. Its product is annotated as zinc finger protein RFP-like. Bases 1 to 1482 code for a protein of 493 amino acids. The transcript has a single exon. The record is from RefSeq and is a predicted model, not a curated record. NCBI's taxonomy places the organism in Eukaryota, Metazoa, Chordata, Actinopteri, Scombriformes, Scombridae. Gene Ontology annotation, molecular function: zinc ion binding; protein binding.
AUGUGUAAAAAGGUUUUCAACACCAGACCUGAGCUUCACAUCAACACAUUCAUAUGUGAGAUGGCUGAUCAGUUCAGACGGUCAGCUGUAAUGAAAAGCAGCUGCUCAGAGCAACAACAAGCUACGAAAGAAGACGUUCUUUGUGACGUCUGCACUGAAACCAAACUGAAGGCUGUGAAGUCCUGCCUGUUGUGUCUGACCUCCUACUGUGAGACUCACCUGGACCUUCACCAGAAAAUCACAGUUAUGACCAGACAUAAGCUGAUUGAUCCUGUGAAGAACCUGGAAGACAGAAUGUGUAAGAAGCAUGAUCGACCUCUGGAGCUGUUCUGCAAGACUGAUCAGAUGUGUGUGUGUCUUUCCUGUGCUGAGACAGAUCACAAGCUCCAUCACAUUGUUACUCUGAUAGAAGAAUGUGAAGGGAAGAAAGCUGAGCUGAUAAAGACAGAGUGUGAAGUUCCACAGAUAAUCCAGGAGAGACGACUGAAGAUUCAGCAGAUCAAACAGUCAGUGAAGCUCAGCAAGGAAGAUGCAGACAGAGAGACAGCAGCCAGUGUGCAGGUCUACAAUGAUCUGAUAAAGUAUGUUGAGAGAAGUCUGGCUGAACUUAUUGAGAUGAUUGAAGAGAAACAGAAAACAGCAGAGAAACAGGCUGAAGGCUUCAUAAAAGAACUGGAAGAAGAAAUCUCUGAGCUGAUGAAGAGAAGUGCUGAAGUGGAGCAGUUCUCACACAAUGAAGACCACCUCCAGCUCCUCCAAAGCUUCCCAUCCCUGACCCCUACUCCACCCAGCAAAGACUGGACAAAGGUCAGAGUUCACUCAUCAUUUAAAGAGACUGUGAGGAGAGCUGUUAAUCAGCUAGGGAAGACACUCUCUACAAGGAUGAAGAACAUGUGUGCUGCUGUUGUGCUGAAAAAGAUCCAGCAGUAUGCAGUGGAUGUGACUCUUGAUCCUGAUACAGCACAUCCUAAUCUCAUCCUGUCUGAUGAUGGGAAACAAGUCAGUCAUUGUGAUGUAAAACAGAAUCUUCCAGACAACCCAGAAAGAUGUUUUCCUGGUUUGGCCGUCUUAGGAAAGCAAAGUUUCUGUUCAGGAAGAUUUUAUUAUGAGGUUCAAGUUAAAGACAAGACUGACUGGACUUUAGGAGUGUUAAGACGGUCGAUUAACAGGAAGAGACUUGACAACCUGUGCCCUGCAAAUGGCUACUGGACUAUAACUUUGAGAAAUGGAUGUGACUAUGCAGCUUUAGAAGAUAACCAGGUUCCUCUCUCUCUGAAGUCAAAGCCUCAGAAGGUGGGGUUGUUUGUGGAUUUUGAAGAGGGUCUGGUCUCUUUCUACAAUGUAGAUGCUGCAGCUCUUAUCUACUCCUUUACAAGAUGUAAAUUAAUGGAAGAACUCUGCCUGCUCUUUGGUCCUCGUACUAAUGAUGGUGGUAAAAACUCCGCCCCCCUGAUCAUCUCUCCUGUCAAUCACACUGAUUAGAUGAGACAAGAAGAGUAUAUUUGUAUUGCACCUUUCAAUAACAAGGUAAUACAUGAUAAAUAAAAAAUCAUUAGACUAAUCAUUUAGUUUUCAAGAAAGAUUCACUGACAUGAUGAUUAACGUAGUUAUUGCUUGCUGUAUUAUGUACAUUUUUUUAUGUCUGUACAAAUCUGUAUUUAUUUAUUUAUUUAUUUUUUCUGUAAAAAAUUAAAACACAGCGUUGAUUGAAUGAGCUGUUUUUCAAAAAUCACUGUUGAUCAUGAAAGCAACAAAUAAAAAGGGUUUAGAUUUUAACAUGUUUUAUGACUAAU